Molecule: messenger RNA, 4661 nt
Organism: Lagopus leucura (white-tailed ptarmigan)
Lineage: Eukaryota; Metazoa; Chordata; Aves; Galliformes; Phasianidae
Product: rho guanine nucleotide exchange factor 17-like
Exons: 19
Coding region: 1-2697 (898 amino acids)
Biological process (GO): actin cytoskeleton organization
Molecular function (GO): guanyl-nucleotide exchange factor activity; protein binding
Source: RefSeq, a predicted model, not a curated record
AUGCUGCAGAUGGUGAGGACGUUGGCGCAGUUCACCAUCGCGCUGGAGGACAUGAGAGACAUCGGGGACGGCAUCGAUGCUGCCUUCACCGCCGCCUCCGGGCUCGGGGGGGCCGCCGAGGAGCUGCCGGAGAAGGGUCGCGGUGCCCCCGAGGACAUGAGGAAGCACGUCAUCAUGACGCUGCUGGACACGGAGCAGUCUUACGUGGAGUCCCUGCGCACCUUGAUGCAGGGCUACAUGAAGCCGCUGAAACAACCCGAAAACUCACUGCUGUGCGACCCAUCCUUGGUGGAUGAGAUCUUCGACCAAAUCCCCGAGCUGCUGGAGCACCACGAGCAGUUCCUGGAGCAGAUCCACGACUGUGUGCAGAACUGGCACGAGAAGCAGAAAGUGGGCGACCUCCUGGUGCAGUCGUUCUCCAAGGAUGUGUUGGUGAACAUCUAUUCUGCCUACAUCGAUAACUUCCUCAAUGCCAAGGAUGCUGUCAGGAUCGCUAAGGAGGCACGGCCGGCGUUCAUGAAGUUCCUGGAGCAAAGCAUGCGAGAGAACAAGGAGAAGCAAGCUCUGUCUGACCUGAUGAUCAAACCUGUCCAGAGGAUCCCGCGGUACGAGCUGCUGGUGAAGGACCUGCUGAAACACACACCUGAGGACCACCCCGACCACCCCUUCCUCAUCGACGCCCAACGCAACAUCAAGCAGGUGGCCGAGAGGAUCAACAAGGGGAUGAAGAGUGCUGAGGAGGUGGAGAGGAACGCACGCAUCGUGCAGGAGAUCGAGUCCCACAUUGAAGGGAUGGAGGAUCUCCAGGCCCCACUCCGCAGGUUCCUUCGACAGGAGAUGGUGGUGGAAGUGAAGGCAGUGGGUGGGAAGAAAGACCGUUCUCUCUUCCUCUUCACGGACCUGCUGGUGUGCACCACACUGAAGCGCAAGUCGGGCUCCCUUCGACGCAGCUCCAUGAGCCUGUACACAGCAGCCAGCGUGAUCGACACGGCCAGCAAGUACAAGCUGCUCUGGAAGCUGCCACUGGAGGAUGUGGACAUCAUCAAAGGUGCCUCACAAGCCACCAACCGUGAGAGCAUCCAGAAGAGCAUCUGCCGCCUGGACGAAGAUCUCAGCACGUUGGGCCAAGUCAGCAAGCUGUCAGAGACCCUCAGCUUCCCCCACCAGAGCCUGGAUGAUGUCAUCAAGGACCUGAUGGCUGCCAUCCACCGGGAACUGGCAGAGAAGCAGUCCUUGUCCUUCAGCAUGGCCUUCCCCCCCAACAAAGUGGAGCUCAGCGCCGCCAAGGCUGAUGGCACCGAGUCCUUCAUCUUCGAGUUCCCCAACCCCGACGCACGGCUCGGCUUCGAGCAAGCCCUCGAGGAUGCCAAGAAGAAGCUGGCUUCCAGCAAAAACUGCCUGGACCCCGAAUUCCUCAAAGCCAUUCCCAUCAUGAAAACACGAAGCGGGAUGCAGUUUUCUUGUGCUUCUCCCAGCCACAGCAGCCCAGAGAAUGCCCACGAGGUGUGGGUGUGCAACAGCGACGGCUACGUGGGGCAGGUCUGCCUGCUCAGCAUCCGCAAGGAGCCCAUCGUCGAGGCGUGCAUCGCUGUCUGCUCAGCCAGGAUCCUCUGCAUCGCCUCCGUGCCCGGCCUCAAGCGACCCUAUAGGGAGCGCACGGAGCCGAUGGUGAGCCCGUCCUCGGAGCCGGCACCGACACAAUCAGAGGAUUCAGGGCCACAGCAAUGCCUGCACAUCUCCAUCUCGGGCUCAUCACUGGAGCUCUCUGAGCCCGUCGACAGCACGCACCGGGAGCUGGUGCCCUUUGACAGUGACGACACAGAUGAUGAGUCCUCACCCAGCCCCUCGGGCACGCUGCAGAGCCAGGCCAGCCACUCCACCAUCUCCUCCAGCUUCGGCAAUGAGGAAAUCCCAAGCUGCAAAGAAGCAGCAGCAGAGACGACGAGCUCAGAGGAGGAACAGGAGUCUGGUUUCCUUCCUUUGGCCACCGCCUUCGGUCAGAGCCGGCGUGGUGAGAGCCCAACAGAUGGACGAGCCCUACGGCGCUCCAGCCGCGGCUCCUUCACCCGUGGCAGCCUCGAGGACCUGCUGAGCCUUGACCCUGAAGCCUACCAGAGCUCCAUGUGGCUGGGCACCGAGGAUGGCUGCAUCCACGUCUACCAGUCGUCGGAUAACAUCCGCAACAGGAAGAACAGCAUGAAGAUGCAGCACGCUGCUUCCGUCAUGUGCAUCUUGUACCUCGAUAACCAAGUGUUCGUGUCGUUGGCCAAUGGAGAGCUCAUCGUGUACCAGCGGGAGCCAGGUCGCUUCUGGGACCCUCAGAACUCCAAAUCCCUCUCCCUGGGCUCCCCGGGCAGCCCCAUCACAAAGAUGGUGGCGGUGGCAGGGAAGCUGUGGUGCGGUUGCCAGAACCGGGUCAUCGUCCUCAACACGGCCACUCUGGAACAAGAGCACACCCUCCAGGUGGGGCAGGACAGCGGGCGCAGCGUGAGCUGCAUGGUGAGCGCGGCGCCCGGCGUCUGGCUGUCGCUGCAGGGCAGUGCCCUGGUCCGCCUCUACCACCCCACCAGCUACGAGCAGCUGGCCGAGGCUGACAUCACCCCCCCAGUGCACAAGAUGCUCGCUGGUAAGCAAACCCAGCCCCUUUACCUGGUGCUUUCCCGUUUCCCAAUCCGUGUGCGUCGCCUCUUGUUAUAGCGGGCUUUGCUCCGGAGCCCUCGAGCAUCAGGUAGCACAAAGUGCUUCUGUACCAUCCACAUCCCAACCAGCUGCAAGGGAGUGAGGCCCCCUCUGCACUCAGCGGGUUCAACCUCUGCAUUCUGCAGCCCCUGUGCAGAAAGGAGAGAGUGGCUGCAAAACCCCGUGCAGAAAUCGGGAUGCAGCUGCAAAAUUCUUUAGAGAAAUAAGGGGGCCGUGCAAAAUCCCUCAGGGAAUUAGAACAGCGGUUGCAAAACCCCGUGCAGGAACAGGGCAGCCCAUCAGUGGCUUCAGUAUCCCGUUCAAAAGUGAGGUGGUGACUGCAAAAUCCCAUGGAAAACUACAGAAGUGGUUGCAAAGUCCCAUGCAGACAUAGGGCAACUUGUAGAAAAUUCCAUGCGGGAAUCAGGACAUCCCAUGCAGAAAUUGGGAGUCAGGUGCAAAAUCCCACGCAGAAGUGACACAGCAGCUACAAAAACCCCAUGUAGGAACAGGGAAAUCCCUCGGUGGAUUCAAUAUCAGAUGCAGAAAUCAGGACCCAGCUGCAGAAUCCCAUGCAGCAAUCAGGACCUGGGAACAGAACCCCACACAGCAAAUAGGACACGGGUCCAACACCCCAUACCUCAACCAGGACCCAGGUACAGAACCCCAUUCAGCAGUCAGGACCCAGGUACAGGAUCUCAUAUAGCAGCCAGGACCCGGGUCCAGAAUCCCACACCCCAACUGGGACCCAGGUCCAACACACCACAGCCCAACCAGGACCUGGGUCCAGAACUCCAUACAGCAGUCAGAACCCAGAAGCAGAACCUAAUAUAGCAGUCAGGACCUGGGUACAGAACCCCACACCUCACCCAGGACCCGGGUUCAGGACCACAUAUAGCAGCUAGGACCUGGGUGUGGAACCCCAUACAGCAACCAGGACCCAGAUCCAGAACCGCAUUCAGCAGUCAGGACCCAGAUCCAACACUCUACAGCCUAACCAGGACCAGAGUACAGAACCCCAUACAGCAGUCAGGACCCAGGUAUAGGAUCGCAUAUAGCAGUCAGGACCUGGGUACAGAACCCCACAGCCCAACAAGAACCCAGAUCCAGAACCACAUACAGCAGCCAGGACCCGGGUACAGAAACCCACACCCCAACCAGGACCUGGGUCCAACACCCCACACCCCAACCAGGACCCAGGUACAGAACCCCAUACAUUAGCCAGGACCCAUGUAAAGGACCACAUACAGCAGUCAGGACCCAGGUACAGGAUCUCAUAUAGCAGUCAGGAGCUGGAUCCAGAAUCCCACAACCCAACCAGGACCCGGGUCCAGAACCCCACAGCCUAAUCAGGACCCAGAUACAAAACCCCAUACAGCAGUCAGGAGCCAGGUCCAGGACCGCAUAUAGCAGUCAGGACCUGGGUACAGGACCCCAUAACCCAACCAGGAUCCAGGUCCAACAUUCCACACAGCAACCAGGAUCCAAGUACAGAACCGCAUACAGCAGCCAGGACCUGGGUCCAGAAUCCCACACCCCAACCAGGACCCAGGUCCACCGCACCACAGCCCAACCAGGACCUGGGUCCAGAACUCCAUACAGCAGUCAGGACCCAGGUACAGAACCUAAUAUAGCAGUCAGGACCCAGGUACAGAACCACACACCUCACCCAGGACCCGGGUACUGGAUCUCAUAUAGCACUCAGGAGCUGGAUCCAGAACCCCACACCCCAACCAGGACCUGGGUCCAGGAUCACAUAUAACAGUCAGGACCUGGGUAUGGAACCCCAUACAGCAGUCAGGACCUGGGUGCAGAAACCCACACCCUAACCAGGACCCAGGUACAGAACCACAUACAGCAGUCAGGACCUGGGUCCAAGACCACAUAUAACAGUCAGGACCUGGAUACAAGACCCCAUAACCCAACCAGGACCCAGGUCCAACAUUCCACACAGCAACCAGGCUCCAAAUACAGCAAUCAGG